Paecilomyces variotii is the source of this 2247-nucleotide messenger RNA. Its product is annotated as major facilitator superfamily domain-containing protein. Bases 293 to 2095 code for a protein of 600 amino acids. Gene Ontology annotation, biological process: transmembrane transport. Gene Ontology annotation, molecular function: transmembrane transporter activity. The record is from RefSeq and is a predicted model, not a curated record. The transcript is spliced from 3 exons. NCBI's taxonomy places the organism in Eukaryota, Fungi, Ascomycota, Eurotiomycetes, Eurotiales, Thermoascaceae.
CCUUCCCCGCCAUUCUUCGGUGCUCUCGUCCGCACAAUUAGUUACUGUGAACGACGGGGACAUUUGCUUCUUGAAUCUAUUGGGAGUUGAUGUUCCCAUGUGGUGUAUGUGAAUGUUUGCUGGGGACAUUCCUACUCUGAUUUGUUCCGGGCAACACAUGAUUCAACGUCACGGUUACAAUCACAAUCAGAAUCACAAUCACAAUCGAUAGCGACUACAAGAUCUCCGGAGGGACUCGUUUUCAGUUCCUCAUUGCAUCUCCCUUAUAAAGCUCAGCUCUCUGGGGACGUGAAUGCAACAAUCAGUAAAGAAGAUGUUCAAGAGGCCCUCCUGCCUGCAGGGGCGGCGGCCUGCUGGAGACGAUGACCGCAAGGCUUUUCCCACUCGCCAGCUCUUCGUUUUGGCGUUGGUCCGCAUCUGCGAGCCUAUUGCUUUUAUGUCGAUAUUUCCUUAUGUCUACUACAUGGUCGAAUCUUUUCACGUGACGGCCAAUGAUGGGAAGAUUGCCCUGUACGCAGGGAUGAUUACCUCUUCUUUCACCUUUGCUGAGUUCACAGCUGGAAUGUUCUGGGGCCGAAUGAGCGACAAGAUCGGAAGAAAGCCAGUCCUGAUCAUGGGUCUGAUCGGAACGGCCAUCAGCAUGAUCGUAUUCGGAUUUGCGCCUAAUUUGGCCACUGCCAUGAUUGCCCGUGCAUUGGGCGGAUUACUCAACGGAAACAUCGGAGUUUUGCAGACAACAGUUGCCGAGAUAGUGACGGUGAAGGAGCAUCAACCGCGCGCCUACUCGAUCAUGCCGUUUGUCUGGUGUUUAGGCUCGAUUGUUGGACCUGCCAUGGGCGGUGCUCUGGCGCAGCCCUGCGACAACUAUCCCUGGCUAUUCCAGCGUGGAACGGUCUUUGACCAAUUCCCCUUUCUACUGCCGAAUCUUGUCUGCGUUGCUGUUCUUGGACUGGGAAUCACGAUUGGCAUUCUAUUCCUUGAAGAAACGCACCCGGAGAGGAAACUUCGUCGGGACCACGGUCUUGAGAUCGGUCGUUGGAUUAUCUGCGCCUUCCAGAGACUUUUCACAGAGCGCGUUGAAGAAUCUGCCAAGGGGCUCGGCUUCAAUGAGGAUUUCGAGCAUGACGAUCCUCCACCUGGCUACCGAAGCAAGGAGAACUCCCCGCGUUUGUCUUCAGUCAAGGGACCACAAGUAGUCUCCCAAGGCGACGAUGUCGAGAAACAGUCGGAGAGUAAGGGAUGUGGGGUUCAAAAGGCUUUCACAAAGCAGGUCAUAUUGAACAUCAUUGCCUAUGGUAUACUUGCAUACCAUAGCGUUUCCUUCGACCAGCUUAUGCCGGUCUUCCUCAGCACGCCUAAGUCUAACGACACCGUGACCCUUCCAUUCCAAUUCUCGGGGGGCCUGGCACUCUCGACAAAAAGGAUUGGUUUUAUGCUGGCAGUGCAGGGUGUCUACUCGAUGAUUGCUCAGCUUUGGCUGUUCCCGUUUGUGGUCCGCCAUUUUGGCACACUUCGAACAUUCCGUUUUGUGCUUGCAAUCUGGCCGCCGCUUUACUUUGUCGUACCGUAUCUCAUCUUGCUUCCUUCUCGCCUCCAGAUCCCGGCUGUGUACGCUGCCUUGAUCAGCAAGAUCACUCUUCAUGUGAUUGCUUUCCCUUCCACCGCGAUCCUCCUUGCCAAUGCUGCCCCAUCGCACACCGUCCUCGGGUCUAUCAACGGUGCCGCUGCGUCCACCGCUAGUCUCAGCCGAGCAUUUGGACCAACAAUCACUGGUUUUCUGCAUUCUCGAGGAUCAACGAGCGGCUACUCGGGGCUCGCGUGGUGGGCGUGCGGCAUUGUAUCGAUCAUCGGUGCCAUCCAGAGCUUUUGGAUGGAGGAGACUGAUCCCCGGGGACCCGAACCCAAUGAGAAGGCCCCCGCAAAGGAUAUCUCUGAGGAACAGUCUAGACGUCGUGAUUCGGCAUUCCUUGUCAGCGGCGGAAUUGCAGUUUCCGAAGAAGAGCGGAGACUGCUUUCGCCGGCUCGGUCCAGCAUUGAUGCUGAUCUCGAUGUAGCGGCCCUGAGUCUCACUGCAAACACAGAUCGCAAAGCCUAGGCUAAUGGACUGUGUCCACUGGAUGGGAUGGUCCUAUGGCCCGGCUUCGAGGCCCCUGACCGUCCUUUUCGCCGGACGGGGUCUCACACCGACACGAAACCGCGUGAUUCCCGUCCGACGAUGCAUUUGAAAUACCGCUUUUUUCUCGCAUA